Messenger RNA from Polypterus senegalus (gray bichir), 782 nucleotides. RefSeq names its product zona pellucida sperm-binding protein 2-like. Gene Ontology annotation, cellular component: egg coat. Gene Ontology annotation, biological process: binding of sperm to zona pellucida; prevention of polyspermy. Bases 63 to 767 code for a protein of 234 amino acids. Gene Ontology annotation, molecular function: structural constituent of egg coat; acrosin binding. Lineage: Eukaryota; Metazoa; Chordata; Cladistia; Polypteriformes; Polypteridae. The transcript is spliced from 6 exons. The record is from RefSeq and is a predicted model, not a curated record.
GACUUCUGCACAGUUGCUGGAUCCUUCCUGCCAGCCCUCUGUGGUCUCUGCCUACUGGGCUGAUGUAUAGCUUUCCUUUGACAAGCUGUGGUACCACCACUAAGAUGCUGGGUGGCCGCCUUGUUUAUGAGAAUGAGGUGCGUGUGAUGCCACAAACUGAGCUGGGCAUAAUUACUAGGGACAGCGAAUUCAUCUUGACAGUGCUGUGCUACUAUGAUGACAGUGCGGACAGGAACCUGUCUUUGACUGUUCUGACCAAUGCACCACCUGCCCCUGCUAUAAACCAAGGAAAUCUCACUGUAGUCCUCCGGGCAUAUCCAGAUGAAAUGUUUCAGAUACCCUAUAGAGACCAGGACUACCCAGUUGUGAAAUACCUGAGGGAUCCCAUCUAUCUGGAGGUGCAAGUCCUGAACAGACAAGACCCUAACAUUGAGCUUGUACUGGAGAACUGCUGGGCCACUGCCUCUCCCAAUCCAAGCUCUCUACCCCGUUGGACAGUCAUUGCUGCUGGCUGUGCAUAUGGAGGAGAUGACUACCCAACAGUGAUGCACCUCAUGUCCGACUUCACUGGAAUCCAGUUCCCCAGCCACUACAAGAGGUUUGAUGUAAAGGCUUUUGCCUUUGUAUCCAGUGGAGCUGCCUUGAGUAGUGUGGUCUAUUUCCACUGCAGUGCGUUGAUCUGUGGUAUUGCCAACCCAGACUCUACAGCCUGUGCUAGCAUCUGCCCAGAUACACAACCCCUGCGCUUCAGGAGAAGUAAUUCAUAAUGUGUUCAGCAACUA